Molecule: messenger RNA, 407 nt
Organism: Oncorhynchus gorbuscha (pink salmon)
Lineage: Eukaryota; Metazoa; Chordata; Actinopteri; Salmoniformes; Salmonidae
Product: eukaryotic translation initiation factor 3 subunit M-like
Exons: 2
Coding region: 16-285 (89 amino acids)
Biological process (GO): cytoplasmic translational initiation
Cellular component (GO): eukaryotic translation initiation factor 3 complex
Source: RefSeq, a predicted model, not a curated record
UCUCAGAAGUCUGUAAUGUGUUUGAGGGUUGCCUUGACACACGGAUACUCCCUCUUGUCUGCCGCCCACCUCAAUGUCUUCCUGUCUCUUUUGUCUGUAGCCGUUCGGACUAAGAUGGUGUACUGCAAGAUUGACCAGACACAGAGAAAGGUUAUCGUGAGCCACAGCACACACCGCACCUUCGGCAAGCAGCAGUGGCAGCAGCUCUACGACAGUCUCAGCUCCUGGAAGGGCAAUUUGGCAACUGUGAAGACCAGCCUCCAGACCCUGUCCCCCUCUGCCUAAGAUCUCUCUCUCUCCAAAACCCUCUUUAAAAAAACUUCCCCCUUUCCUUUGUUAAACUCCCUUGGUUGAAUCUUCAGUCACCAUUUUUAUAUUCACCCAAUAAAAGACUAAUUGAGAUCUUC